This is a messenger RNA of Colletotrichum graminicola M1.001, 648 nucleotides long. RefSeq names its product cysteine dioxygenase type I. The transcript has 3 exons. Gene Ontology annotation, molecular function: ferrous iron binding; cysteine dioxygenase activity. Gene Ontology annotation, biological process: L-cysteine catabolic process. The record is from RefSeq and is a predicted model, not a curated record. NCBI's taxonomy places the organism in Eukaryota, Fungi, Ascomycota, Sordariomycetes, Glomerellales, Glomerellaceae. Bases 1 to 648 code for a protein of 215 amino acids.
AUGGCCCUCGAUAUCCUGACGAAGAUCACCUCUGCCUUUGGGCGUGACCUCAAGCACGACGGCAACCGGUUCGAUGAGCUCGUGUGGGGAUUGAAAGAGGCACUUGGCCCGUCGUCGGGAUUGGAUUCAGCAGAUGUCGAUGUCAAGGAGUUGAUGAAGCUGAUGGAAGAGUACAACACAAGAGAGAGCGAAUGGGUACAAUUUGCAUUCGCAGAAAAGGGCAUGGGAUACACCCGCAACCUUGUCGAUGAGGGCAACGGCAAGAGCAACCUUCUUGUGCUUGUCUGGACCCCAGGCAAGGGCAGUCCCAUCCACGACCACGGCAAUGCCCACUGCCUCAUGAAGAUCCUCAAAGGCGAUCUGACUGAGAUCCGAUAUGCCUUCCCCGAAGGCGACGCAGAACAACCCAUGAAGGUCAUCUCUGAGAGAACACACAAGGAGAAUGCGGUGGCAUACAUGGCAGAUGAGCUUGGUGUUCACCGAGUCUGCAACAGGGGCAGCGACUUCGCUGUGUCCCUUCACCUCUACACCCCUCCCAACGUCGCCAAGGGGGGAUGCAACAUCUUCAACGAGAAGACGGGCAAGCGCAGCCAUGUGGCCAAGUGCGGCUACUACUCGGCGUACGGCCGCCGACUACCGAAGCAGUAG